AUGCUCACCUUUCUUCUUCUUCUGUCUUUAACUGCUGUCUGCCUACAAGGAAAUAUUAUUCCUGAUCAAAGCGUUCGAUCAGCAGCAGUAACAAAAAAAAUAACUGCAUGUCAAAGUUGGUAUAAUGCUGAACCACAUCCAUCAAUAUUUUUGGAACAAACACGAAAAUGUCCAUGUCGUGUACCACCAAACUUUCCAAGCGAUUUUAAUGACGGUUCGAAAUCAUGGAAAACAGAUUCAGGUUGUGCAGCAAGUAGUCAACCAAAUACAUGCAGUUAUCACAAAGGUGCAUAUGGAUGUUAUCGCUUUGGAUAUAAAAGUACGGGACCUGGUGCUCAAUGUUGUUAUGACAAAGCAGGUAAUUGGAUGAAUGAUCCACAUAAAGGUGCUGGUACAUUGGAUCGUGAACGAGCACCUGAUAAUUUUUUCAAUUUAUUGCAAUGGAAUGCACACAACAAACAUGAUGUAAUACCAUGGGAAAAUUGUUGUAAAGAUGAAGCCGUACCAAGAGAUAUUUGUCAACUCUACUAUGAAAAACGACCACCAGGUGAAUGUGAAGAUUAUAAAUUUUGA
Messenger RNA from Rotaria sp. Silwood1, 573 nucleotides. The record is from the annotation of a GenBank genome assembly. Lineage: Eukaryota; Metazoa; Rotifera; Eurotatoria; Philodinida; Philodinidae.